Zingiber officinale is the source of this 1239-nucleotide messenger RNA. Its product is annotated as probable acyl-[acyl-carrier-protein]--UDP-N-acetylglucosamine O-acyltransferase, mitochondrial. Gene Ontology annotation, biological process: lipid biosynthetic process. The transcript has 10 exons. The record is from RefSeq and is a predicted model, not a curated record. The coding region runs from base 101 to 991 and encodes 296 amino acids. Lineage: Eukaryota; Viridiplantae; Streptophyta; Magnoliopsida; Zingiberales; Zingiberaceae. Gene Ontology annotation, molecular function: acyl-[acyl-carrier-protein]-UDP-N-acetylglucosamine O-acyltransferase activity.
CAAGACCGAACACCUAGAAGGCUAGAACCCAUUGUUUUCUGCGGAAAAAGAAAGCCCCUUUCGAAGCCCUCACUCUCUUCCACUUUUUCUGUCGCUCGCUAUGCUCGCCGUCUGUUCUCUCCGCCGCCUAAUCUUUUCCUCUGUCAGGCUCUUCUCGCGUCGCCGAUUCCAUGCUGAUUUUUUGGGACCGGGAGAAUCCAGUUCGAUUCACCCAACUUCCAUCAUCCACCCCGAUGCGGUUCUUGGGCAGGGAGUGUCGAUUGGACCUUUCUGUACUGUUGGGUCUGCUGUCAAGAUUGGUAAUUCUUGUCAGUUGCACGCGUCGAGCCAUAUUGUGGGAGAGACUGAAAUAGGAGACCACUGCAUAAUUCAAACUGGUGCAGUUGUUGGAGCAGAUCUACCUGGUCUUACAGUCCUUGGUCAUCAUAAUGUCGUUGGACACUACGCUGUCGUUGGUGUGAAGUGUCAGGACCUGAAAUAUAAGCCAGGGGAUGAAUGUUUUCUGUAUAUUGGUGACCACAAUGACAUUAGGGAGUAUAGUUCCAUUCAUCGUUCUUCAAAAUCCUGUGACAAAACUAUUAUUGGUGAUAACAAUCUGAUCAUGGGUCAUUGUCAUAUUGCCCACGAUUGCAAAAUCGGUAACAAGAACAUUUUUGCUAAUAACACUUUACUUGCUGGACAUGUGGUGGUAGAAGAUUAUGUUCAUACUUCUGGCGCAAUUGCAGUUCAUCAAUUUUGUCAUAUUGGAUCACAUUCUUUCAUCGGCGGGGGAGCUAUGGUUACGCAGGACAUACCAAAGUUCAUGAUGGUUUCUGGUGGUAGGGCAGAGCUUCGUGGUUUGAAUCUUGAAGGGCUUAGACGGCAUGGAUUCUCAGAGAUUGAGGUACGUGGUAUGAGGAAGGCAUACCAAAAGAUAUUCAUGGUCAAUGAAGCAAACUCUGGGGGUCUCGACGACCGGCUCAGUCAAGUGGUUAACUUGACAGGAACAUGAUGAGGAGAUUGCUUGUUUUUCUGCUGUGACUCAUAUGGUCCAAUCGAUCCGCGAAUCAUUUCGACCAAACCGACGAGGAAUAUGCAAGUUCAGAAAUCCAAGUGCAUCCUGAAGAAUUUACCAUUGUUAGUUAUAACUCUGUUUUAAUAAUCUUUAGAAGGUUUUUAGUGAAUUUGACGAGAAAUUGGUUGUCAUAUUUGAAACUUAUUCAAGAUUUUUUUUUGGAUCGAUUUAUAUAAUUUUAGAAA